UCAAAAAAUACCUUCUAUAACACUUUAUGAAACUUCCUUUAACGUUUAAAUAUCUUCCUUGUUUCAUUUGCGCAUUUUAUAACUAUCUUAACUUGUGAAUUUCAGCAUUAAACACGUAAUUUUUGUUGUCAUUGAAAUGUAUACAGGAUAAGCAUUUAAUCAUGUCGAACGUUUUGCAUCCAACUGCACUUGUGAAUGACAAUCAAGACGAAGUUUUAAGAGCAUCAUUUCGUUGGAGACAUUACUCCUAUAAAGGAUUCUUGGAAUAUCAAAAUCAGAAUCAUUCGCCUAUGGAAAACACCAAAUUUUGCAAAUCCAAAUGAGGAUGGGAGUACAUAAAUGGUCUUUCUUGAUGAAAAGGGAGAUAAAAUUCAAGCAAUUGUUAAGAAGUUGUUGAUUAGGAGGUUUUCACAUUUGUUUGCUGAAGGCCAAUUCCGAGUUAUCAAUAACUUUGGUGUUGCACAAAACAAUGGAAGCUAUCGCCUAACAAGUCAUCCUUAUAAGAUCAAUUUUCUUCUCAAUACCAGAGUUCAAAAUUGCGAUGACUUGCCUAUUCCAUUGCAUGGCUUAAAUUUCGCAUCAUUUGAUGACAUCAUAUCAAAUAGGUUGGAUGAUAUUAUCUUGACAGAUGUUGUUGGAGAAAUUGUAUCAGUCAUACCAAUUGAGACAUUUGAGAGAAAUGGAAAACAAUCGAAGAAAUUGAUCUUAGAGUUGAAUGAUAAAGAGUUUGAAGAUCGGAACUCAGAAGGUUCAACAAGUCAUAAGCAACAAUACUCAGAGAAUAGAGCAUCAUUUCUCCGAGCUUUCAAUGUUAUUCGCAGAGGAUGUGAGAAAGAUUUUCAAGGGAUUGAAACCUUAAGAGGAUCUCUGAGCUUUGAUUUGCUCUAUUAUCAAUCUUCAAAUAAGCUUUUUCCUGAGAGAAAAAUUCUUGAUCCUCAAGGAUCAUUUCUGCAGAAAUGGAAUAAGAUAUUUCUAAUCUCAUGUGUGUUUGCUAUGGCCUUGGAUCCAUUGUUCUUCUACAUCCUAGUGAUAGAUGGCAAGAAACAAUGCCUUAAGUUGGAUGAAAAUUUGAAAAUGAUUGCUUGUUUUCUUCGCACAAUGACGGACUUAUUCUAUGUACUUCAUAUAAUCUUACAGUUCCAUACUGGGUUUAUUUCUCCUUCUUCUCGCGUGCUUGGAAGAGGUGAACUAAUCAAGGAUCAUCGCGCUAUAGCAAGAAGAUAUCUCUCGUCAUACUUCAUUGUUGACAUUCUUGCUGUUCUGCCCUUUCCUCAGAUAGCAGUUCUAGUUAUCAUUCCAAGAUUAAUGGGUGGAGGUUUAUUGACUUUAAAGGGCCUGUUGAAAUUAGUGAUUUUCACCCAAUAUGUCCCAAGGAUUAUUCGAAUAUACCCUUUAUAUAAGGAAGUAACAAAGACAUCAUUAGGCAUAAUCACUGAAACAGCUUGGGCUGGAGCUGCUUCCAAUUUGUUUCUGUACAUGCUAGCUAGCCAUGUGUUUGGAGCAGUUUGGUAUAUGUUUGCCAUAGAUAGGCAAGGCACAUGCUGGCACAAGUCAUGUAUGGGAGGAGGAUGCCAUCAGUUGUCUUUAUAUUGCAAAGACAAACAUGAAGGAAACUAUGUAUUCAACAACACCUUCUGCAAACUUAUAAACCCUGAUCAAAUAACAGAUUCUACUGUUUUGAACUUUGGCUUGUUCUAUGAUGCCCUUAAUUCAGAAGUGGUACAGUCUACUCAUAUUUUCGAGAAACUCUUCUAUUGCUUUUGGUGGGGCCUUCAAAAUCUUAGCUCUCUUGGUCAGAAUCUGAAUACAAGUACUUUUGUCGGGGAGAACUUAUUUGCUGCCUUCAUUACUGUUUCUGGACUAGUUCUGUUUUCCUUGCUCAUUGCCAAUAUGCAGAAAUUUCUACAAUCAACAACUGUUAGAGUAGAGGAGAUGAGAAUAAAAAGGCGAGAUGCAGAGAUGUGGAUGUCACAUCGUUUGCUUCCAGCAGACUUAAAGGAGAGGAUAAGAAGGUAUGAUCAGUACAAUUGGCAAGUAACGAGAGGCGUUGAUGAAGAGAGUGUAAUACGUAAUCUUCCUGGGGACCUUAGGCGGGACAUAAAACGGCAUCUCUGCUUGGCUCUUCUAAUGAGAGUGCCAAUGUUUUCAAAAAUGGAUGAACAACUAAAAGAUGCAAUGUGUGAUCGUCUGAAACCAGUGCUUUAUACUGAGAAUAGCUUCAUUGUACGUGAGGGUGAUCCAGUGAACGAGAUGCUAUUCAUAAUGAGAGGAAAUCUAUUGACUAUGACCAUAAAUGGUGGAAGAACUGGUUUCUAUAACUCAGUUAAUCUCAAGGCUGGCGAUUUUUGUGGAGAAGCAUUGCUCACAUGGGCUUUAGAUCCUUAUUCCUCACUCCAUCUGCCCAUCUCAACUAGGACUGUGCUGAGCCAAACAGAAGUUGAAGCUUUUGCGUUGACGCCAGAUGAUCUCAGGUUUUUGGCAUCGCAAUUUCGUAGACUUCACAGCAAGCAGCUAAGACACACCUUUAGGUUCUAUUCACAACAGUGGAGGACAUGGGCAACCUGUUUUAUACAGGCAGCAUGGCGGCGUCACUAUAGAAGAGAACUUGAGAAAUCUUUACGGGAGGCUGAAGAACUGGCUGUGGCAAAGGAGGGUGGAAGCUCAACAAGUUUGGGUGCCACCAUUUACGCGUCAAGGUUUGCUGUCAAUGCACUUCGUAAGCUCCAAAGUAAUAGUCCACCAAAUGUUAAAGCUCCGCUGAGGACACCCCUUCUCAACUUGCAAAAGCCAACUGAGCCUGAUUUCACUUCCGAAGAUGGUUAGUUAGUCAGUUUCCUGCUCUUUCAAGUAAAAUGUUGCUUUUCAUUUUUAAUUCAUCGAUUUUAGACCAUUGAUACAAGUUAAUGUAAUUACGAAUGUAAUUAAGAAUUUCAAGUACAAAAGGGUGAAUCUACAAUUGUUGUAUCAAA
Messenger RNA from Beta vulgaris subsp. vulgaris (sugar beet), 2969 nucleotides. RefSeq names its product cyclic nucleotide-gated ion channel 1. The coding region runs from base 340 to 2823 and encodes 827 amino acids. Gene Ontology annotation, cellular component: membrane. Lineage: Eukaryota; Viridiplantae; Streptophyta; Magnoliopsida; Caryophyllales; Amaranthaceae. Gene Ontology annotation, molecular function: monoatomic ion channel activity. Gene Ontology annotation, biological process: transmembrane transport; monoatomic ion transport. The transcript has 11 exons. The record is from RefSeq and is a predicted model, not a curated record.